This is a messenger RNA of Pipistrellus kuhlii (Kuhl's pipistrelle), 737 nucleotides long. It is a transcript of the gene MGST3, whose product is annotated as microsomal glutathione S-transferase 3. The record is from RefSeq and is a predicted model, not a curated record. NCBI's taxonomy places the organism in Eukaryota, Metazoa, Chordata, Mammalia, Chiroptera, Vespertilionidae. Gene Ontology annotation, molecular function: glutathione transferase activity; glutathione peroxidase activity. The coding region runs from base 171 to 623 and encodes 150 amino acids. Gene Ontology annotation, cellular component: nuclear envelope; membrane; endoplasmic reticulum. The transcript has 6 exons.
GCUGGGAGCAGGACUUGGGGGCGUGGUCUGCGCUUCCGGAGGCGGGGCCUAUGGUGGGGCGGGCCCUUCUGGAGCCACACCACGCCCUGCCCACGGCCUGGUCACUGCACCCACCCUGCGCUUGGCAGCCGCGGUCCGCACCAGCCCCUCGGAGGUGAUCCAGAGCCGAGAUGGCCGUCCUCUCCAAGGAGUACGGGUUCGUGGUCCUGACCGGGGCCGCCAGCUUCGUCCUGGUGAUGCACCUCGCCUUAAACGUCGCCAAGGCCCGCAAGAAGUACAAGGUGGAGUAUCCCACCAUGUACAGCACGGACCCUGAAAACGGGCACCUCUUCAACUGCAUCCAGCGAGCGCACCAGAACACGUUGGAAGUGUACCCUCCCUUCUUAUUUUUCCUCGCUGUGGGGGGUGUGUACCACCCGCGAGUCGUCUCGGGCCUGGGCAUGGCCUGGAUCGUGGGACGCGUUCUCUAUGCCUACGGCUACUACACCGGAGAGCCCAGCAAGCGGAACCGGGGGGCCCUGGGCUCCAUCGCCCUCCUCGGCCUGAUGGGCACCACUGUGUGCUCUGCCUUCCAGCACCUCGGAUGGGUGAAAACCGGCUUGGGGUCCAAGUGCUGCCACUAAGGCUGGGUGGGGUGUUAAAAACUCUCAUUCAUUUUGAAUGACUUACUUUUAUUUCCAGUUACUUUUUUUUUUCUAAAUAUAAUAAAAUUUAUCUGGCACCAGCCUCCUAAGUAA